Messenger RNA from Saprolegnia parasitica CBS 223.65, 414 nucleotides. RefSeq lists its product as hypothetical. The coding region runs from base 1 to 414 and encodes 137 amino acids. The transcript has a single exon. The record is from RefSeq and is a predicted model, not a curated record. NCBI's taxonomy places the organism in Eukaryota, Oomycota, Saprolegniomycetes, Saprolegniales, Saprolegniaceae.
AUGCCCAGUCGCCAGUCGCCGGCGCUCGUGCCCGCCAUGCCUAUGUCGUGGACCACCACCUCGGUGUCGCAUCUCUUCACGCCCGAAGAGCAAGACAUCUUGACGACGCUCGUCGAGACUCGUCCUCGCUCGGCGUAUCAGCGCUACAUGGACCGCCAGCAGGCUCAAGCUGACGCGCUCCGCGUCGAAAUACGCCACCUCGAAGAGCCUCUUCACACGCUGCAAGCGGCGCAGCAGAUCCAGGAUCCUGCGCCGUGUGAGUACUCGCAGCUCGCACGGAACGAGCGCCGGCGCAUGCUCAGCGCGAUUUUCGAGAACCGACGACUGCGGGCCGCGGUGCAAGAGCAAGCCGACUUUGCCACGAGCCUCUCAAAGCUCCUACACAGAGAGCUACCCACGCCCUUUGCGCGGUGA